UUGAAGCGGUCACGUGAUUUGGGUGCGGAAGAGUUCCUGUCAAUCUUUGAGCCGUGAAUUUAUUGAGAUUUUACUCAGAGUUCGUUUCUAGGCUUCAAGAAUCACUAUCUCCGUGUUUCAGAAAACUCUCCAGUCAUUUAUUUUCUUUAAAAUUUAACCAUGAGCUCAGACGCAGCUUURUUGUUGGAAGCCGCAAAUUUCGCAGCGUACAAACAUCGGAACCAGAGACGUAAAGAUCCAGACGGAACCCCAUACAUUAAUCAUCCUAUCGGAGUCUCAAGAAUCCUCAGUCACGAAGGAGGCGUCACGGACAUUGACGUUCUGCAAGCGGCUUUGCUUCACGACACAGUGGAGGACACAGACACCACCGCCGAAGAGCUCAGGGAGCACUUUGGGGUGACGGUGGCCGGUAUCGUCCAGGAGGUGACGGAUGACAAAAGCUUGCCGAAGCUGGAGAGGAAGCGUCGGCAGGUGGAGCACGCACCUCACUGCAGCCCACAGGCCAAGCUGGUGAAACUGGCAGAUAAGUUGUAUAACCUCAGGGACCUGAAUCACUGCACACCUGUAGGUUGGUCAGCUGAGCGGAUCCAGGAGUAUUUUAUUUGGGCUUCUGAGGUGGUGAAAGGCCUGAAAGGAACUAACUCAGCUCUGGAGGAGAAGCUUGAGAACUUAUUCAAAGAGAGAGGGAUUCAGCUCUGACAGCACCCCACUGGAAAACAAGAAACACAUCUACUGUAUUCUAAUGUGCUUAAAUGUUUCUCCAUUUUUUUUCUGCAAAAUAUCUGUAGUUGAUUAUGUAAUUAUACAUUCAUAUAUGCAAACAGAUGAACAAUUAAAGAGGUAAAAACAA
Austrofundulus limnaeus is the source of this 850-nucleotide messenger RNA. RefSeq names its product HD domain containing 3 (gene hddc3). Gene Ontology annotation, molecular function: guanosine-3',5'-bis(diphosphate) 3'-diphosphatase activity. The transcript is spliced from 4 exons. Bases 160 to 699 code for a protein of 179 amino acids. The record is from RefSeq and is a predicted model, not a curated record. Lineage: Eukaryota; Metazoa; Chordata; Actinopteri; Cyprinodontiformes; Rivulidae.